AUGGUUGGCCAAUUAAAGGCUAGAAAGGCUGCUGGUGUGAUUUUGAAGAUGAUCCAGGCUGGUAAAAUUGCUGGACGUGCUGUUUUAGUGGCAGGUCCUCCAUCUACUGGUAAAACUGCUAUUGCUAUGGGAUUAUCGCAAAACUUGGGUUCAGAAGUUCCGUUCACUGCGAUUGCUGGUUCUGAAAUCUUUUCAUUGGAAUUAUCCAAAACUGAGUCCUUAACUCAAGCCUUCCGUAAAUCUAUUGGUAUUAAAAUUAAAGAAGAAACCGAGAUGAUCGAGGGUGAAGUUGUUGAAAUCCAAAUUGACAGAUCAAUUACCGGUGGCCAUAAGCAAGGUAAAUUAACUAUAAAAACCACCGAUAUGGAAACUAUCUAUGAAUUAGGUAAUAAGAUGAUAGAAGGUUUAACGAAGGAAAAGGUUUUAGCUGGUGAUGUUAUAUCUAUCGACAAAGCAUCGGGCAAGAUUACAAAAUUAGGUAAAUCCUUCACUCGUGCGAGAGAUUAUGAUGCAAUGGGACCUGAAACAAAGUUUGUUCAAUGUCCAGAAGGCGAAUUACAAAAAAGAAAGGAAGUCGUUCAUACGGUUUCAUUACACGAAAUUGAUGUGAUAAAUUCAAGACAACAAGGCUUCUUAGCAUUAUUUUCCGGGGACACAGGUGAAAUUAGAUCAGAAGUUCGUGAUCAGAUUAAUACUAAGGUUGCAGAAUGGAAAGAAGAAGGUAAGGCCGAAAUAGUACCAGGUGUUUUGUUUAUCGAUGAGGUUCACAUGUUGGACAUCGAAUGUUUUUCAUUCAUAAAUAGAGCAUUAGAGGAUGAUUUUGCGCCUAUUGUAAUUAUGGCUACUAACAGAGGUAUUUCAAAAACCCGUGGUACAAACUACAAAUCCCCUCACGGUUUACCUAUGGAUCUUUUAGAUAGAUCGAUUAUUAUUCAUACAGCUCCAUAUAAUGCUGACGAAAUCAGAACUAUCUUGUUGAUUAGAGCGACUGAAGAAGAAGUCGAAUUAACGGGUGAUGCAUUAGCAUUAUUAACCAAGAUUGGACAGGAAACUAGUUUGAGAUAUGCGUCUAAUUUGAUAUCCGUAUCGCAACAAAUCGCUUUGAAGAGAAGAAGUAACUCUGUCGAUUUACCUGAUAUUAAGAGAAGUUAUAUGUUAUUCUUAGAUUCUGAUAGAUCUGUUCAAUAUUUAGAAGAGUUCUCGACACAAUUUAUUGAUGACAGUGGUAACGUUACAUUUGGAACGAACGAUGCAAGUGUUAAGCAAGCUAAAGGCGCUGCUAGUGGUGAAGACAAAAUGGAAACUGAUUAG
This is a messenger RNA of Debaryomyces tyrocola, 1311 nucleotides long. The record is from the annotation of a GenBank genome assembly. Lineage: Eukaryota; Fungi; Ascomycota; Pichiomycetes; Serinales; Debaryomycetaceae.